This is a messenger RNA of Pogona vitticeps (central bearded dragon), 3171 nucleotides long. RefSeq names its product phosphatidylinositol 4-kinase type 2 alpha (gene PI4K2A). Gene Ontology annotation, cellular component: endosome; lysosomal membrane; plasma membrane. Gene Ontology annotation, molecular function: 1-phosphatidylinositol 4-kinase activity. NCBI's taxonomy places the organism in Eukaryota, Metazoa, Chordata, Lepidosauria, Squamata, Agamidae. The record is from RefSeq and is a predicted model, not a curated record. Gene Ontology annotation, biological process: phosphatidylinositol phosphate biosynthetic process; endosome organization; Golgi organization.
GGCGGUGGCCGCCGGGCCGGUGUCAGGUGAUCUGAACUGAGCAGUCCCGAGCCGGGGAGCGCGGGGCCCUUGUUUGCGUGCGCCAGUGCCCACCGGGUUUGAGUCGCGCUGUGGUCCGAUUCAGCCUAUGGAUGAGACGAGCCCCUUGGUGUCUCCGGAGCGCGGUCCGGCCCCGGGAUAUGGCCUGCCCGGAGGUGCCGUGCGCUCUCCGCCCUGCCCCGCCGCUCCCAGCAUCCCCUCCGGACCUUGCCCCUGUCCUUCCCCUCCGAGUUCCCCCACAGGUGGCCGCGACCGGGAGCGCCAGCCUCUGCUGGAUCGGGGCGCAGGUGCGGAGCGCGGGACUCGAGGGGCUGUAGGGACAGCCGGGGCGGCCCCCAUCCAGCCUCAGGCUGGGUCCGGGACAGCGGCCGCCGUGGUCCGCGGUGAGCGGGAGCCUCGCAAUGAAUUCCCCGAUGACCCAGAAUUCGCCGAGGUGGUGCGACAGGCAGAGUUGGCGAGCGAACGUGGCAUCUACCCUGAGCGGAUCUACCAGGGCUCUAGCGGCAGCUAUUUCGUCAAGGAUCCGCAGGGGAAAAUUAUUGGCGUGUUCAAACCCAAGAACGAAGAACCCUACGGACAGCUGAACCCAAAGUGGACAAAAUGGCUGCAAAAACUUUGCUGCCCGUGCUGUUUUGGAAGAGACUGUCUUGUUCUCAACCAAGGAUAUUUGUCUGAGGCAGGUGCUAGCCUCGUUGACCAGAAGUUGGAACUCAACAUUGUUCCCUGCACAAAGGUGGUAUAUUUGGCCAGUGAAACGUUUAACUACAGCGCCAUCGAUAGAGUGAAGUCCCGGGGUAAACGCCUGGCCCUGGAAAAAGUGCCAAAGGUUGGGCAGAGAUUUCAUCGAAUUGGGCUUCCUCCAAAGGUGGGCUCCUUCCAGCUCUUUGUGGAAGGCUAUAAAGAUGCAGAUUUCUGGCUGCGUCGCUUUGAAGCAGAGCCUCUCCCAGAGAACACUAACCGCCAGUUGCUACUGCAGUUUGAGAGACUAGUGGUACUAGACUAUAUCAUUCGCAACACUGAUCGGGGUAAUGACAACUGGCUGAUCAAAUAUGACUGCCCGUUGGACAGCACAAAUGUGCGGGACUCGGAAUGGGUUGUGGUGAAGGAGCCUGUCAUUAAACUGGCUGCCAUUGACAAUGGCCUGGCUUUCCCUCUCAAGCACCCAGACUCUUGGAGAGCAUACCCUUUCUACUGGGCGUGGCUGCCUCAGGCCAAGGUGCCCUUCUCCCAGGAGAUCAAGGACCUAAUUUUGCCAAAGAUUUCAGACCCCAAUUUUGUCAAGGAUCUGGAAGAAGAUCUCUAUGAACUUUUCAAGGUACCCACAAGCAGCAGGAGGGAUCCAGGUUUUGACCGGGGGCAGUUUCACAAGCAGAUUGCUGUCAUGCGUGGUCAGAUCCUGAACUUGACACAAGCCUUGAAAGAUGGGAAGAGCCCCCUUCACCUGGUCCAGAUGCCACCCGUCAUUGUGGAGACAGCACGCUCCCAUCAGCGUUCCACCAUUGAAUCAUACACACAAAGCUUCCAGAGUCGCAAGCCCUUCUUUUCCUGGUGGUAGCAGUUGUCUCCGUACUCAUCAAGGAACCUGAGGGGGUAGGAGAGUAUCACUUGACUGCGGGCAACCAAUCCUCCAGGCUGAACCAGCCCUGAUGCAGCCAGCGGACGAGGUGUAAGCAGGUGCUCCAGUCAGCCUCAACUCUGCACAUUCCCAGCAGCAAGGGAAGGUCCUUCUUUAGAUUGACUGCUCCUCCCCUCUCGCUGUGGGCUGGAGAGGCUGCUCCCCGGCCUGAGCAUGGCAACCUCUUCCAGUAGGUGCCUGCAUGCAGCAUCCUUUUGGUUUCAAGCCAUCCCUUUCGUAUCCAUCUGGGGUGAGAAUACAGUGUCCUCUGCCCAGGCAAGCUGGGGACAAGAGGAUGCUCAGAGUUGGAUAGAAGUGCUCUUGCUCUGUGUGCAAAUGUCAGCCUUGAGUCUCUUUCCUCCUCUUGUUGCUCCUCUAAACAAAGAGGGCCUUCUUGCCCACUAGGCUUGCUCUAUUACCUUUGGCCCUAUGGAGGUGUUCUUAGUGCUGGUUUUGGGUGGGGGUGGGGCAUGGCCAUCACCGGCUGCUCCUGGGGGAAAUCUCAAGUUGGGCUAGAGGGGCAAAGUUUUAGGAUUGGGCCAGAGCAGCUUUUGUCUGCUUUGGAAUAGUCAUAGAUGCUAGGGGCAGAUGGACUCUGCAAAGGAGCUAUAGGGUCGGUGAGUAUAACUGCUCAGCUUCCCUUGCUUCAGCCAGCAGGGAGGAAAGGCCUCAAAUAGAAGAUUUUAAUUUGGUUUUAAUUUCUUCAUCCACAUGCACAUACUCUUAUGCUCUGCAUAGUCCCAGAAUAUGUACGGGGAAGACUAUAUAUCCUACCACUGCUACCUUGGGCUACUGUUUCACAGCCACUAAAUAAGGUUCCCAGACUGACUAAUACUAUCUUUUUCUCUCUAGAAAUGUGGAACUGGGGAUGGGGGACAGAAGAGAGAGUACAGUUAAGAGGCAGCUUUGUCUCACUUCUGCUGAGGUGGCAGCCUCCUCUUUUGAGUUCUGUACAAGCAUUGACAAUCGGGGAGGGAAAGGUUCUCUGUGGGGCGCCGCUGCCUUCUGGCAUGGGGCAGAUCUCCUUCAUACAUUGUCUGCAGACCUCUAAGGGGAAGUCCUGCUUUCAGGAUCACUACCAUAUUGAGGUUUUGCCUCGUAUACAGUGGGACAGUAUGAUGAAGGCUGUUUUGGUAGAGACAGCCAUGCUAAAUCCCUGGCAACAAGAACGUCCUGUUUGAAGCUGUCAGUCAAAGUGUUCUGGUUUCUCCUUGAGUGCUGCUGGCAUGGUUGAUGUCCAAGCCUGUGAGAAGUCUUGUGCCAAGUUGAGCCCAGCUUCCCUCCUGUUCCAAGUAGGAACCUGAGCACCCUGUAUGUGGAGCCUGCCUUCUCUGGAAGUCCCUGGUUGGAGAGACAAUUCCCUGCUCUAUGCCUGAGGUGCCAGCCUGAAGCUGCUGUACUUGGCACUAGGAGAAACUUUUCCUUUUUGCCAGCCUGAACUGAAAUGUAUCGUUCUUAUGCACUGUAGAAAUGUAUGUAAUAUAUUUAAAUCAAUGCAAGUAUCUUCAUAACAGGUC